AUGGCUCUACAGCAGGCCAAAGUCAAAGCAGUAUUCUUUGACUUUAUGGGGACAUGUCUGGAUUGGCACAGCAGUGUCGUCCGAUCAUUGCCUCCGUCCAUCCCCGGCGUGGAUGCUUCGCAGUUCGCACUCGAAUGGCGGAAACAGUACUUUAUUGCAAACAAUCAGCGGUACAUCGAGGGUCUCGAACCGGAAGACAUCGACCUAACCCUCGCGCGUGUCCUCGAAGCCGUUCUCGAUCAAUUUCCCGAUGUCAAGUCCCAUAUUGAUACGCAGGCGAAGAAACGACUGGUGGAAGCUUGGCAUUCUCAGCCAGCCUGGUCAGAGGUGCAAAGGGCGAUACAAAGUGUCCGGGAAGACCUCGGUCUAGAAGUCUUCGUUCACGCCAAUGGGACGACACGUCUUCAGCUUGAUCUCACGCGCUCUUCGGGGUUGCGCUUCCAUAUGCUUUUCUCGAGUGAGCUGCUGGGGGUAUACAAACCAAGUCCUGACGCAUACCAGAAGGCCUUACAACUCGUCAAACUCCCGCCAGAGGAGGUGGUGCUGGUUGCGGCCCACGCCUAUGAUUUACGAGGGGCUCAAAAUGUUGGAAUGAAGACUAUCUACAUCCACCGGUGGACCGAUGAUAUUGACGAGGAUAUUGAGAAAGUAAAAACUGAGUUUGAUGUGUUUCUGGAGAAUAUGGAGACUUUGCCGGAGGCCAUUGCGAAUAUUUGA
Penicillium canariense is the source of this 717-nucleotide messenger RNA. RefSeq names its product haloacid dehalogenase. The coding region runs from base 1 to 717 and encodes 238 amino acids. NCBI's taxonomy places the organism in Eukaryota, Fungi, Ascomycota, Eurotiomycetes, Eurotiales, Aspergillaceae. The record is from RefSeq and is a predicted model, not a curated record. Gene Ontology annotation, molecular function: hydrolase activity, acting on halide bonds, in C-halide compounds. The transcript has a single exon.